AUGGAAGAGACCAUGGAAGAGACAAGAUCUUCUACUCCAGGUAAGUCGAAGAAGAGGGUUGUGAUCAAGAUCAAGGCCAAGAGAGCCGCGAGCAACACUGCUCGUCUGGUUGGAUGCGCGGGCGUGGCAGUCGUGGGCCUAGUCGUGGAUGUUCCAGCGGUUUGCGGCAUAGCCGUGGCCAAGGCUCCAGUUUUCCUGUGGAAGGGAUGGAAGCAAGAGGUGAUCAACAUGGAAGAGUGCGUGGAAGAUGGCGUUUGCUCGAGGCCGAUUUGCUUGCCAGUCACGGGCGCCAUGCUCGCGCUCUGGCCCGCGAGAGUGGCCGCGUCUCUAGGAUCCGCGCUGCUCUACAGCCUCGCAAAGGGCUUCAACGGCGCGGUGGUGGCUUACCGGGAGAAAUCCAUCCGCUGUGGCCUCAAGCACGUCAUCGCGGCCAUCGCCGAGUAUGACGAGCUCAGCAACGACAUGAUCCAUCUCAGGCAAGGGACUUGUCUCCCAAAGCCGGCGUAUAGGAAGAAUCACCGCCAUCGUCACCGCCGCGAUCAAGAACCAGCUGAUGAUCUAGUACACGAGCGCGAGCAGCAAAAGCGAGGCCUGGGCGUUUCAUUCCACGUGAUUCGCGAGAUGGAUCUCGGCGAGCUCUUCGAGUUCAUGAGCUCCGGCUAUGGCCCGCGCCUGAUCGAGCAGGGCCUGCUGGCCUCCACCGACAAGUUGACCGUGGAGUCGGCAGCGUUGACUAUUCUUUCGUACUUGUUGACGUCAACGAAACAAGAGGAACGCGGACAUGACCAUUACUACGAUUCGCUGGAGACCCUGCAACGUCAGAUCUUAGAGGCUGAGCUGGAUGCCACGGAGGAGCAGUACCUCUAUGACAUGGUGCUGCGUCGGCAGGGCGGUUUUCGCGAGCUAGAUCCAAUCCGUGGCGCGAUGCUGCAGGCCUUUGGACGUAGGAUCCGAGGAAUCUCCGCGUUCUUGUCCAGGAACCCAGAGUUUCGGAAGCAGUAUGAGGCAGCCAUGGAUUCUACUGCUGCUAGCACUGCAUUGGAUCAUCCAGAUCGAUCAGUGGUAAUGGAGGACAUGAUAAGUUUCGAUUGA
This is a messenger RNA of Selaginella moellendorffii, 1092 nucleotides long. RefSeq lists its product as uncharacterized. The record is from RefSeq and is a predicted model, not a curated record. Bases 1 to 1092 code for a protein of 363 amino acids. Lineage: Eukaryota; Viridiplantae; Streptophyta; Lycopodiopsida; Selaginellales; Selaginellaceae. The transcript has a single exon.